Gymnodraco acuticeps is the source of this 7301-nucleotide messenger RNA. Its product is annotated as dedicator of cytokinesis protein 9. The record is from RefSeq and is a predicted model, not a curated record. Gene Ontology annotation, biological process: small GTPase-mediated signal transduction; positive regulation of GTPase activity. Gene Ontology annotation, molecular function: guanyl-nucleotide exchange factor activity. NCBI's taxonomy places the organism in Eukaryota, Metazoa, Chordata, Actinopteri, Perciformes, Bathydraconidae.
AUGGGGUGCACCACCAGCGCGGUGGUGUUUGAUGGGCUGCGUACGGUGUUAGAGAGGAACUGUAGCGACUACAUCUGUAAGGGAGGGGAGCCCAUCGGGCCGUCUGAGGCUGAGAGGGCGCUGAGCCGGAGAGAGUCCAGAGCUUUCCCAACACCCAGAGUACUCAAGGUGAAGCCAAAGGUGAUUGAGCCGCUGGAAUAUGAAAAUGUGUUGGUGCAGAGGAAGACACAGAUCCUCAGUGAUGUCCUCCGGGACAUGCUACAGUUCCCCCUGGAGGACUUUGAGAUUUCAAUUUUGAGGCGCCAAGGGAGAACCCUCUACCCUACGCUGCCGGAAAAUGCAGAGCGGGAGGCCCAGAGUGUGUUCGUCCAAGAGUGCAUCAAGACCUACAAAUCUGACUGGCAUGCUGUCAACUACAAGUAUGAGGACUUUUCUGGAGACUUUCGUCAGCUUCCAAACAAAGUGUCCAGGCCUGACAAACUGGCUGUCCAUGUCUUUGAGGUAGAUGAAGAUGUCGACAAAGAUGAGGAUACGGCCUCCCUAGGAUCCCAGAAAGGCGGGUUUUCCAAACAUGGCUGGCUGUACAAAGGAAACAUGAACAGUGCCAUCAGCGUCACCAUGAGGUCAUUCAAGAGGAGGUAUUUCCAUCUUACUCAGCUCGGGGACGGCUCUUAUAAUUUAAACUUCUACAAAGAUGAGAAGAUCUCCAAAGAGCCCAAAGGAACCAUCUUCUUGGACUCCUGUAUGGGUGUGGUUCAGAACACCAAGGUUCGACGGUUUGCUUUCGAGCUGAAGAUGCAGGAUAAGAGCACCUACCUGCUGGCCUCGGAAAGCGAGGCAGAGAUGGAGGACUGGAUCAACCUGCUCAACAAGAUCCUGCACAGCAGCUUUGAGAUCGCCAUGGCGGAGAAGAGGAAUGGAGACAUUCAUGAUGAUGAUGAUCUUGGAAAGUCCGAUAGCUCCUCUGGCAGCAUGGACAGCUUUCAGAGUGCAAGAGAUAUCGAGUCCAGGAUGAGGAACGAGACCAGAUUGAAGCUGUUCACCCUGGACCCCGACACACAGAAACUAGAUUUCUCAGGGAUAGAGCCGGAUGUGAAGCAGUUUGAGGAGAAGUUUGGAAAGCGUGUGCUGGUGAACUGCAAUGACCUCUCAUUCAACCUGCAAAGCUGUGUGGCCGAGAACGAGGAGGGACCCACCACCAACGUGGAGCCAUUUUAUGUCACCCUGUCACUGUUUGACAUCCAGAACGGCAGGAAGAUCUCCUCGGACUUCCACGUGGACUUAAACCAUCCGUCUGUACGAGGCAUGCUGCCCAGUAACACCAGUCAGUAUAUGAACGGGGGAGGGGACACCCACCCUGAAGGGCAACGGUUAGUCUAUGGGGUGCCAGAGGCAGCGAUGCAGUAUCCGAGACAGGGUGUAUUCUCAGUAACGUGCCCCCACCCAGAUAUCUUCCUGGUGGCUCGCAUAGAGAAGGUGCUGCAGGGAGGAAUAAACCACUGUGCCGAGCCGUACACCAAGAGUUCAGACUCCACCAAGGUGGCACAGAAGGUCCUGAAAAAUGCAAAGCUGGCAUGUUGCCGGCUGGGCCAGUACAGGAUGCCUUUUGCCUGGGCAGCAAGGACUUUGUUCAAAGAUGCUUCAGGGACAUUGGACAAAAGUGCUCGUUUCUCCCCUCUCUACAGACAGGACAGCAACAAGCUCUCCAAUGACGAUGUGCUCAAACUGCUGGCUGAUUUCAGAAAGCCAGAGAAAAUGGCCAAGCUGCCUGUAAUCCUCGGAAACCUUGAUGUUACUAUUGACAAUGUAGCCCCCGACCUGACAAAUUGUGUUACCUCAUCCUACAUUCCUGUGAAGCAGUUUGAUGUCAGCCAGAAGACCAACAUCUUCUUUGAAGUGGAGGAGUUUGUGCCGUGCUUAGCCAAAUGUUCUCAGCCUUUCACCAUCUACAACAAUCACCUCUAUGUGUACCCGAGGCACUUGAAGUAUGACAGCCAAAAGUCAUUUGCAAAGGCUAGAAACGUAGCUGUCUGCAUUGAGUUCAAGGACUCAGAUGAGGAGGAGGCUGUUUCACUAAAGUGCAUCUAUGGCCGACCUGGAGGACCCUUGUUUACCAAAAAUGCCUUCGCAUCAGUAUUGCAUCACCAGCAUAACCCUGAGUUCUAUGAUGAGUUUAAGAUUGAGCUGCCAACCCAGCUCCACGAAAAACACCAUCUGCUCUUCACCUUCUACCACGUCAGCUGUGAAAGCAACAACAAGGCCAGCACCAAAAAGAGAGACCUGGUUGAGACUCAAGUGGGAUACGCCUGGCUCCCCCUGCUGAAAGAUGGCCGGGUGACCAUGAAUGAGAGUCAGAUCCCUGUGGCUGCCAACCUGCCUGCUGGAUACCUCGGCUGUCAGGAGGGGGCCAGCAAGCAUUCAGGACCUGAGGUCAAAUGGGUGGAUGGAGGCAAGCCUUUAUUUAAGGUUGCCACUCACCUCGUGUCCACUGUCUACACUCAGGAUCAACAUUUGCACAAUUUCUUUGAUCACUGUCAGAGCACUGAAGCUGCGCCCCAGGGAGGAGAAUUGGUCAAAUACCUGAAGAGCCUGCAUGCCAUGGAGAGCCAUGUGAUGAUUAAGUUCCUACCCACCACCCUGAAUCAGCUCUUCAGGGUGCUAACCAGUGCCACCCAGGAGGAUGUAGCAGUCAAUGUAACCAGAGUCAUGAUUCACAUUGUAGCCCAGUGCCACGAGGAGGGGUUGGAGCACUACCUGAGGUCAUAUGUAAAGUUUGUAUUUAAGUCUGAGCCACAAACAUCCUCCUCCAACCGAUUAGUGCACGAGGAGUUGGCUAAAGCCAUGACUGCUAUCUUGAAGCCUUCCACUGACUUCCUCACGAGUAACAAACUCCUCAAGUACUCCUGGUAUUUCUUUGAAGCCUUAGUGAAGUCCAUGGCUCAGUACUUGAUAGAGAGCUGUAAAGUGAAGCUGUCCAGGAAUCAGCGCUUCUCAGCAGCCUUCCAUCACACUGUGGAGACUCUGGUCAACAUGAUGAUGCCACACAUCACUCAGAAAUACAAAGACAACCUCGAUGCUGCCAGGAACGCUAACCACAGUCUGGCGGUCUUCAUCAAGCGCUGUUUCAACCUGAUGGACAGAGGCUUUGUGUUCAAGCAGAUCAACCACUAUUUCAACUGUUUUAUGCCUGGAGACCCAAAGACGCUGUUUGAGUUCAGGUUUGAGUUUCUGCGAGUGGUGUGCAACCACGAGCACUACGUCCCCUUAAACCUGCCCAUGCCUUUUGGAAAGGGAAGGAUAAUGAGAUUUCAAGACCUCCAGAUGGAUUACUCGCUGACAGAUGACUUCUGUAAGAACCACUUCCUGGUCGGGCUGCUGCUCAGGGAGGUCAGUACAGCUCUGCAGGAGUUCAGGGAGAUCCGUCAGAUAGCCAUCCAUGUGCUGAAGAACCUGAUGAUGAAACACACAUUUGAUGAGCGCUACUGCUCCAAGAGCCAGCAGGCCAGGUUGGCCACCCUGUACUUUCCCUUGUUUGGUCUGCUCCAGGAGAACGUCAACAGGCUGAAUGUGAAGGAAGUAUCUCCAUUCACCGUCAACCACUCCAACAAUAAUGGAAAGGAUGAUUCUCUUCUUACCAACAUCUUGAUGACACCUCCCAGAUCUAGCACCUUUCUGGACACCAGCUUGCACAAAGAUGUUUUUGGAGUCAUCUCUGGCACAUCUUCACCUCACACAUCGUCGACGCCCAACAUUAACUCUGUUCGCCACGCAGACUCUCGUGGCUCACUCAUCAGCACUGACUCUGGAAACAGCCUACAUGAGAAGCACAAUGACAAGAGCAACUCCCUGGACAAGAACCAGGCUGCUUCAAACCUGGGCAGUUCCCUGCUGCGAUGUGAUAAACUGGACCAGGCAGAGAUCAAGAGCCUCCUCAUGUGCUUCUUACAUGUGCUCAAAAGCAUGUCUGAAGAUGCUCUGUUCACAUACUGGAACAAGGCUUCACCUGCUGAGUUAAUGGACUUCUUCACUCUAGUCGAAGUGUGCCUCCAUCAGUUCAAAUACAUGGGGAAGAGAUACAUUGCAAGGAACCAGGAUGGGGCAGGACCCGUAGCACAUGAGCGGAAGUCUCAGACUCUGCCUGUGUCCCGUAACAGGGCGGGAAUGAUGCAUGCCCGCUUACAGCAGCUCAGCAGCCUGGAUAACGCAAACACUUUUAACCACACCUACAGUCACUCGGAUGCAGACGUGUUGAAUCAGUCUCUGCUGGAGGCUAACAUCGCUACUGAAGUGUGUCUGACUGUCCUGGACACGCUAAGCAUCUUCAUCAUGGGAUUCAAAACCCAGCUGUGCUCAGACCACGGCCACAGUCCACUGAUGAAGAAGGUGUUUGAAGUCCACCUCUGUUUCCUCCGGAUCAAUCAGUCAGAGACAGCCCUCAAGCAGGUCUUCACUUCACUGCGCACCUUCAUCUACAAGUUUCCCUGCACUUUUUUUGAGGGGCGCGCUGACAUGUGUGCUGCUUUCUGCUGUGAGAUCUUGAAGUGUUGUAACUCCAAGCUGAGCUCCAUUCGCAGUGACGCAGCCCAUCUGCUCUACUUCCUCAUGAAGAGCAACUUUGAUUACACAGGGCGCAAGUCUUUUGUCCGGACGCACUUACAGGUGGUGAUUGCUGUCAGUCAGUUGAUAGCUGAUGUGAUUGGUAUCGGCAGUACUCGCUUCCAGCAGUCUCUGUCGAUAAUCAACAACUGUGCGAACAGUGACAAAACUAUAAAGAACACAGCUUUCCCAUCAGAUGUGAAGGAUCUGACCAAACGCAUCAGAACGGUUCUGAUGGCCACGGCUCAGAUGAAGGAGCACGAGAGGGAUCCAGAGAUGCUGGUGGACCUGCAGUACAGCCUCGCCAAGUCUUACGCCAGCACGCCUGAACUACGCAAGACCUGGCUGGACAGCAUGGCCCGAAUCCACGUGAAGAACGGAGACAUGUCAGAGGCGGCCAUGUGCUAUGUGCACGUUGCAGCACUUGUGGCAGAAUAUCUUCGGAGAAAAGGCAUGUUCAAACAGGGCUGCUCAGCUUUUAGAGUGGUGACUCCAAACAUUGAUGAAGAAGCAGCAAUGAUGGAGGACGUCGGCAUGCAGGACGUCCAUUUCAAUGAAGAUGUCCUAAUGGAGCUUUUGGAGGAGUGUGCAGAUGGACUGUGGAAGGCUGAGCGUUACGAGCUCAUCUCUGACAUCUACAAGCUCAUUAUACCCAUUUAUGAGAAGCGCAGGGACUUUGAGAAACUGGCCCACCUGUAUGACACGCUGCAUCGUGCAUACAGCAAAGUGACAGAGGUGAUGCACACAGGAAAGAGAUUGCUGGGCACCUACUUCAGAGUGGCUUUCUUCGGCCAGCAGUACCACUUUACAAACACAGAGGCUAAGGGCUUCUUUGAAGAUGAAGAUGGUAAGGAGUACAUCUACAAAGAACCUAAAUUCACUCCUCUGUCAGAGGUAUCUCAGCGGCUCCUUAAGCUGUACUCUGACAAGUUUGGACAGGAGAACGUGAAGAUGAUCCAGGACUCUGGCAGGAUUAACCCCAAAGACCUGGACUCCAAGUAUGCAUACAUCCAAGUGACACAUGUGACCCCUUACCUGGAGGAGAAGGAGGAAGUAGACAGGAAGACAGACUUCGAGAAGAGCCACAACAUCCGCCGCUUUGUGUUUGAGAUGCCUUUCACCAUAUCAGGCAAAAAGCAAGGCGGGGUGGAGGAGCAGUGCAAACGCAGGACGAUACUAACCACCACGCAUUGUUUCCCGUACGUAAAGAAACGUAUCGCAGUGAUGUAUCAACACCACACUGAUCUAAGUCCCAUCGAGGUGGCCAUCGAUGAGAUGAGCAAGAAGGUGGGCGAGAUCAAACAGCUGUGUUCCUCCAGUGACGUGGACAUGAUCCGUCUGCAGCUCAAACUGCAGGGCAGCAUCAGCGUGCAGGUUAACGCAGGGCCGCUUGCAUAUGCACGAGCUUUCCUGGACGAUGCAUGCGCCAAGAAGAAUCCAGAUAACAAGGUCAAACAGCUGAAAGAGCUCUUCAGGCACUUUGUGGAAGCCUGUGGCCACGGCUUAGGUAUUAAUGAGCGUCUGAUCAAAGAGGACCAACAGGAGUAUCACGAUGAGAUGAAAGCAAACUAUAGAGACCUGGCCAGAGAGCUGUCAAUCAUCAUGCAUGAACAAAUCAGUCCUGUGGAAGAUGGCAUGAAGAGCGUUCUUCCAGACUCUCUUCACAUCUUUAACGCCAUCAGCCGCACGCCAACCAGUGCCACCAUCCACGGCAUCCCCAGCUCUUCCUCUGUGGUAUGAUGCUGGUUGAGCCUUGAACUCAGCGCCCGCUAUACUCGCCAACCAGGCCUGCUGGUGAUGCCAUAUUGUCGCUUCUGACCCUGAUCCUGCUUCUCUUCAGUCAGCUGAAGAGAAACUGUAAAAGGCACAGACCACUGACCACCUUCCUCGAGAACCAUGACCAAGGCACUGGACCUACUUUAUGUAUUCAUAUAUCCACGGCUGGUCACUGUGUUGGAGGUCUGUGACAGUACUGAGGUGAAGCCUGAGGGGCUUGCAGGACAGACUUUGUUCCUGUUUUAUGGACAGACAUAUUGUGUCACCUAUUUCUACCUGAAAAGACUGUGCCGUGUUUCCAAGGAGACAUUCCGGUUGGGACCUUUAACAUGCAUGUCUUUACAUUACACCCACCACCCUCCCAACAGUCCAUGUUAUGUUUAUUUUGAUAAUGUUUCACAUGUGUUUUUUGUAUGUACAGUAUUCCACUUUUAUAUACCACUGUAUGAUGACAGUAUAUGCUGCGUCAUCACUCCUCUCCUUGUACAUGAAGUUAUAUUUCUACUAAAAGGGCCUCCUAUGACACGUGUUAGCGUUCAACCUUAAAUCACUUCAAUGUCUUAGAACGGGGCAUUUUUAAAUAUUUAAAGCCAUUGCAAACAAAAUAGUAUAUUCCACAAUGUUUAUUAAUGUAUAUAAAAAAGGAGUGUGUGCAAUAUUUGUAUCUUGCUGUGUGGGGCUCAUACACUGUAAAGAUGAUGUUCACCUUCUUGCCAAAGCGAUGAGGUGUGGAUACAACACUACGCCUACUGUGGAAGUAAUAAGAAGCUUUUACCAUUUUAGUGUUUAUUGAAAUGUUCAAGAAAUUGUUUUAUAUUUGGACAGCAAUGGGUUUUUUAAUUUUAUUUAACACAAAGUCACUGUUCUGCUGUAAACAGAGAUGUACCCUAAUGCUUUUCUUUUAAAUAAAACACACUCAUCUCUCUGCA